Molecule: messenger RNA, 1295 nt
Organism: Purpureocillium takamizusanense
Lineage: Eukaryota; Fungi; Ascomycota; Sordariomycetes; Hypocreales; Ophiocordycipitaceae
Exons: 3
Coding region: 106-717 (203 amino acids)
Source: RefSeq, a predicted model, not a curated record
GCCGCAUCGUCGUUGUUAUACGGUCUUCUGUGGCGGAUUGUUCUCGAUAGUUAUUUCGCUUAAAGAAGUGUGCAUGCCCGAGCCUUCAAUCCUGCAACCUCACCCAUGGCUUCAGACGCGGCGACGCCCGCAGGCUACGCACAGUGGUCAUCCUGGAUCGCUUCGGACCAUGAUGACGAAGGCCUAGUCUUUCGUAGGUUCGACAACCUCGCAGCCGUCAACCUCCUAUAUCUUCAGAGCGAGAUGAUGGAGAUCGAGAAGCGUCUGGCCGCGAUGGACCGAGAGUCUACCAGGAGCCUGAAUCCGGACGCAAUAGCAGAGACGUUCAGUCUGGAGGCCUUGGUAGCGCAUUGCCAGCCGAAUCACCCGCGACGGCCAGACGCGAAGGAGAGAAUGGACCUCAUACUUGAACUAAGGCUUAAGAUUAAAGAAUACCAUGAAGCUCUCCUCCUGCGAAGUCGCCUGGCGCAGCUACGACGCCCAAACGCCAGAGUGGUCGGGACCCUGAGUGAUAUGAUGCGACAGGGCGGAAUCUACAAGAUUCAGGGUAAGGCGAGACAGUAUCUGGAAGCCGAAAACGAUCUCGUGGCCCUGGGUCCUGCAAGCCACGAAGACUAUCUCUCGCAGUUCCUGAGGAAACGGCUGGCGCGUGCCGUAUGCUACCUACCACACGAUCCCACCCCCCUGUUCUUGCUUUCUUGUUGCGAACUGGCCUGACCCCUUAUCCCAGGAGUCAGACUUGGACCCUGAAAAGCCGCGGAUAGCACGCUUUGAAGAGGCCAUGGUCACCACGAUCCUAAACGUAAUCACCAUCGCUGUGGCCACUACCUUUCUCGUCGGACCGAUCGUUAUACUGUAUCUGGUGCAGACGCCUUGGGUCAAGCUCCUGUUGGUGACCUUGUUCACUCUCGCAUUCGCCGCAAGCGUUGCCGUCAUCACGAAGGCGAGGAGGCCGGAGAUAUUCGUCGGCACAGCGACGUACGCCGCUGUUCUUGUAGUUUUCAUUAGCACCGGGAGUCUGUCUGGCGUUUAGGGUGUAUUUGCAGUCUUGGCCGUCGGGCAUGCAGACCACAACGUGACCCAAGCGGAUGGAUGUCGUGCUUGUCGCUGGGCACGCCUCACCCGAUGCCGACGAGAGAUCGCCGCUUGAUGGAAGGGAAACGAGCGGUCCAUAUGUAUUCGUAGCGACGGGGGCGGCGACAUCCUUUCCUUGGGUGCCGGGAAGGCACGCGAGAGCGAUGUUGUGGCCACUCAUCUCGCCGAGGAUGUACAUGUUCGAGUCGCCUUGCCUGGGG